Molecule: messenger RNA, 3254 nt
Organism: Drosophila guanche
Lineage: Eukaryota; Metazoa; Arthropoda; Insecta; Diptera; Drosophilidae
Gene: Sk1
Product: sphingosine kinase 2
Exons: 1
Coding region: 642-2720 (692 amino acids)
Biological process (GO): sphingosine biosynthetic process
Cellular component (GO): intracellular membrane-bounded organelle; membrane; cytoplasm
Source: RefSeq, a predicted model, not a curated record
CGGGCCCGACUCAGUACGAAAAGCGCACAGGAAGCGAUCGGUACGGAACGGAACAACGGUACGAAACGACACGAAAAAAAAAAAUAAAAGCAAAAGAGACGCAAGCUCCGACGGUCAUGAGAACUCGCAUGUAGAAAAAUAAUUAUUUCAUUUAAUGGAAAACACAUUAAAAUAAUAAGGCAAACAAUCAUAUUAAUCCAACAAAACAAACCUAGGCAAAGGCCAGGCCAAAAAAUAAACGGGUUUCAAAACCUUUCUCCCCUCCCCUCUCCCGCUAUCUUUCCAACCAACAUACAUAUGUAUGUAUGUAUACUGAUCUUCAUUUUGCGCCAUCGACUUUUACGGUUUGUGCUUGUGGUUGAUUUUAUUGUUGUUGUUUUUUUAUUAGUGCCAAAGACAAGGUUAAAAAAGACUCCACUCAAAAAUAAAGAGAGAUAGAGCGAGCGAGAGCCACCCACGGUGCAUACAAAGAAAAGCUGCACAAGGUGCAGAAAUACGACAAACUACUCCAAAGCCGGCGAGACAUAGAGUGAGGAAGAAACAAACAUAGACAAACUUCAGAGAGAGAGAGAGGAUUCAUAGACAUACACUUCAAAGAGUAGAGAGCACAAAAGCGAGCGAGAGAUUGAGAGAGCGUGCUCAUGACAGCCACAACGGAAGCCGUGGCCGCGGCCGCCAUUGCCACCACUCCCGUCCAGGAGCAGACUGCGCUGCAUCCCACUCACCCCGCUAACAAGAUCAUGUCGUCUCUGCCCUCCACCCCCACAACCGCCACCACAGAGACGAGUCAAGCUUUGAGCGAGAUCUUCUUUGUGGAGAGCAGCCGCCGAAAGCACAGCAUUAAGAUUCAGGUGAAGCUCUGUCCGGAGGGCGUGUACCUGCGACGUGAGACCGAUCAGGAUGAUCACAUCAACGAGCAGCUCAUACGCAUCGAUGACAUCAUUGGUUCCCGGUAUGGUCCACGCCUGAAGAAGCGACCACGCGGCGGCCUCACUUCGUGCAAGAAUCCAAGCGGGGAUGCUACACAGGAGCAGGAACAACAGCCAGAUAGUGAUAACAGCGCCUACCUAUAUAUCUAUGCGUAUCUGAAGAAAGAGAAGCCCCUGCGCCGCGUGCAGACGCUACGCAUUCUGCGCUUUCGCUCGAGCAACGACUACGCGGAGAAUCUGCAGACGGCAGAGCUCUGGCAUCGCACCAUACGGGAUCACAAACAGCGUAACACCACAAUUAUCGACAUCUCAGGCUCCAUUUUGGGCUCUGGCUCGAGAAAACACCUGUUGAUCCUGCUCAAUCCGAAAUCGGGCUCGGGCAAGGGCAGAGAGCUCUUUCAGAAGCAGGUGGCGCCGCUGCUCACUGAAGCUGAGCUUCAGUAUGAUCUUCAAAUCACAACGCAUCCCCAUUAUGCCCAGGAGUUUGUGCGCACUCGCAAGGAUCUGCUGGAGCGUUACUCUGGCAUUGUGGUGGCCUCCGGCGAUGGGCUCUUCUAUGAGGUCCUCAACGGCUUGAUGGAGCGCAUGGAUUGGCGUCGCGCCUGCCACAAUCUGCCGCUAGGCAUCAUACCCUGUGGCAGCGGCAAUGGUCUAGCCAAGAGCGUGGCACAUCACUGCAAUGAACCGUACGAGCCGAAGCCUAUUCUUCAUGCCACGCUCACAUGCAUUGCCGGGCGGAGCACUGCCAUGGAUGUGGUUCGUGUCGAGUUAUCCUCCAAAGAUAAACACUACGUGAUGUACUCCUUCUUGUCCGUGGGUUGGGGCCUCAUUGCCGACAUUGACAUCGAAAGCGAACGACUACGCUCGAUUGGAGCCCAACGAUUCACACUGUGGGCCAUCAAGCGGCUCAUCUCGCUGCGGACAUACAAGGGCAAGGUCUACUAUCUGCCACACCCCAAAGAGGAGCAGGAGAAACCCAUCGCCGCUGCAGCUGCUUCUGUUGCUUCCCACCAAGAAAAGGAAAUGGAAAAGGAAGCCCCAGUGCAGCUGUCAGUGGAGGUGCCGGCUCCACCGAGCAGGCCCAUCUCGUUGCCCCUUAACCUCAACGGCGAUGUCGGAAGUGUCAAUGAUUUCAGCGAAUUCAGGGAUCUGCCCGAGGACUUCAACGAGGAAUCCGAAGCGGACCCGGACCAGUUUGUCGAUGCCCUGUCCUUGGAUCGUUCUAUCUUUCGCCAGCACGCAGACAGCUGGCACUCGGCAAUGUCCCGCCGCACCGCCUUCUAUUCGGUGGGGGGCCAGAGCAUCCGCUCGAGUCGCAGCCGGAUGAGCGUGCACCAGCGGAUUGAGGCGGCCAAUGCAGAGUUUGCGGAGCUACUGCCCUCGGGCACUAUACCGGGACUGCAGAUGCCAUUGCCUGCCGCCGAUGGAUGGUUCUGCGAGGACGGGGAUUUCGUGAUGGUACAUGCCGCCUACACGACGCACCUGUCAUCCGACUGCUACUUUGCGCCCGAAUCCCGACUGAACGAUGGCAUUAUCUAUCUAGUGAUCAUCCGCAGUGGCGUGGGCCGCCACCAGAUGCUUAACUUUCUGCUGAGCAUGAACACGGGCACCCAUCUGCCGCACGGCGACGAUGAUCCCUUCAUUCGCGUGGUGCCUGUCAGGGCGUUCCGCAUCGAGCCGUGCGGUAGCGAUGGCAUCCUGGUCGUCGAUGGCGAACGUGUCGAAUAUGGACCCAUACAGGCGGAGGUGCUGCCGGGACUGAUCAAUGUGAUGACCACCAAUGGACAGUGAGCGAUAUAUCGAUAAAAUUAUGGUAGCUAUGCGACAUUAGAUAUGUGUUGCAGAUCAUAAGAGAACAGUUACUACGCAUGAGCAUUUGUCGAUAAUUGUCUACGUUCGAAAGACAUUAUUCCAUCAUCCAAUUUAUACGAUAUAUUAACGUAAAUGUACGCAAAAAUGUUAGUUAUUCGAUAAAGCCCAUUCUUUUGUUAGCUAUAUAUUAGAUUUAUUAUUAAAAGCCAGUCGAUUUCACUAAUUAAUGAGAUAUCGAUAGGGCGAUACCUGUGCUUUCAUUCCAAAAAGAUCAUGACACUAAUCGAUGGUAAGCUUACUGAAAAUAUGAAUUAUGUGGAUGGAGGGAUACACAUGUGCAUAUGCAUGUAUGUACAUAUGUAGAUAGGUUAUUUGAUAAUCGAUUUUUAAUGGGAUCGUUACCAGAUCGUUCAAAGCUAUGAAGUGCACACUCUCUACAGUAGAUCUGCAGAAAGAUCCGUCAGAAAAGGAAAAAAAUACUUAAAUAACACUACUCGACACGAUUUUGCCGCU